AUGUCCAUCAAUAACUUAAUCCUACUAAUUGCCGCUUCCAUCUCCGCCGUCCGCGCUAUUGACCCAACGCAAUCAGCAGAACUUAAUGCCAUUUUGAACGAUGCCAAAGGCAACUUGCCGCAAUACAUGAGCGUUGCCAGUCAAGUGAGUAUCCCGCCUGAAAUUUUUCAACUUGGGUUGGCAAUUGCUACUGCCGCGGAUGACUCCUACACCACACUCUACUCUCAGAUCGAUUUUAACCAGGUUAGUACCCUGAUGACCGCCCUCCCAUGGUACUCAAGCAGACUGGAGCCAGCCAUUUCUUCUGCUCUGGCCACUUUGACACCAACUGCGACAGGUAGCACUUCUUCUCAACCCACUUCCCAAACAAACUCUUCUCCCGCUACCUCUCAAGCAUCGUCCUCAAGUGCAUCCGGAGUAACUUCCUCAAGUGCAUCCGGAGUAACUUCCUCAAGUGCAUCCGGAGCAACUUCCUCAUCCAAGGCGUCUUCUGCUUCUUCAACCGAAGCACCAUCCAAUACGGUGACGUCAAGCAAAUCAUCAGAGGCUUCUUCCACGACUAGCACGGUAUCUCAAACAAGUAGCCACCAGGUAAGUCAAACCAGCAAUGCGGCACCAAAGCCUGCAAUUGGCAUGGGCGCAGGUGUCCUAGCUGCUGCUGCUAUGCUUUUGUGA
This is a messenger RNA of Torulaspora globosa, 675 nucleotides long. It is a transcript of the gene TIR1, whose product is annotated as GPI-anchored mannoprotein. The transcript has a single exon. Bases 1 to 675 code for a protein of 224 amino acids. The record is from RefSeq and is a predicted model, not a curated record. Gene Ontology annotation, biological process: fungal-type cell wall organization. Gene Ontology annotation, molecular function: structural constituent of cell wall. Gene Ontology annotation, cellular component: fungal-type vacuole; fungal-type cell wall. NCBI's taxonomy places the organism in Eukaryota, Fungi, Ascomycota, Saccharomycetes, Saccharomycetales, Saccharomycetaceae.